AUGAAACAGUUGUAUCCGGGUAAAGCGGGAAUCGUUUAUUGCUUGUCGAGGAAAGAGUGCGAAAGUGUGUGCACAUCACUGAAGAAGGCGGGUGUUCGAGCAGAAGUGUAUCACGCUGGUCUGCCAGAUAAGGAAAGGGUGCAGGUUCAACACCGUUGGCUAAGAAAUAGCAUAAAUGUAAUUUGUGCAACUAUAGCGUUUGGCAUGGGUAUAGACAAGCCAGAUGUCCGAUUCGUUAUCCACUAUAGCUUACCUAAAUCCAUCGAAGGCUACUAUCAAGAAACUGGAAGAGCUGGACGAGAUGGGAAUCCGUCUUACUGCCUUUUAUUGUACAGCUACCAAGAUGCAAUAAGGCUAAGAAGAAUGAUCGAGGCUGACGAUAGCCAAGCACCAGCUAGCGUGCGCUCAAUGCAUCUACAGAACAUCUAUCAAGUGGUUUCAUACUGUGAAAACAUCUCGGUUUGUAGGAGAAAAAUUCUUGUAGAACAUUUUGGCGAGAUACUCCGAGAGGAUUUUUCACUAUUUUUAAGGGAAAAUCAAAGCAUUGGUGGAAAUGUAUCUAAGAAGCGUUAUAAAUCCCUUGCCCUGAUAGCUGUACUAUUUCUUAACAAUUCAUUUUUCAGAUAUCUUGCUGAGUUGUUCCGCGGGCAACUGCAUAAGAAAGACGCAGAACAAGCCAUGCGUUUGGGGCAUACGGCUUUGCCAUUUUAUGGACGAGGUAUAGGGAUGUCAGAUCAGGACUCCUUGCGUUUUCUGAGAAGGAUGGUGGUUGAAGGCUAUAUUGAAGAGCGCCUCUAUCGCACAAAGUUCGAAAGUACCGUAGCAUACGCAGAGCUGUCUGCCAAAGGUAGACAAAUGGUCAUGAGCGGGACGAAACCGAAGGUUUACCUUCAUGUUACCACUGACAAGAAAAGAAAAUCCAUUGCAUCUGAUCUUUUGGCUAGGACAGCAGUUUCAGAAGCAAAGGCCUUGAAGGAGAAGACGAAUACAGAUCUGCUGCAAGUAGACUCCAUGACAUCGACAAAGGUGGAGAAAUAUGGAGCGCGCAUUAUGAGCGCUCUGAAGCCAUUCUGGAAGGAA
Molecule: messenger RNA, 1080 nt
Organism: Strongylus vulgaris
Lineage: Eukaryota; Metazoa; Nematoda; Chromadorea; Rhabditida; Strongylidae
Source: the annotation of a GenBank genome assembly